Molecule: messenger RNA, 1192 nt
Organism: Solanum stenotomum
Lineage: Eukaryota; Viridiplantae; Streptophyta; Magnoliopsida; Solanales; Solanaceae
Product: polyadenylate-binding protein 1
Exons: 6
Coding region: 163-837 (224 amino acids)
Molecular function (GO): RNA binding
Source: RefSeq, a predicted model, not a curated record
CGUAUCAUCCUCUCCGUCGAUCACCGACCGACUUAUUGCCCCCUAAUUCCAAUCCCCAUAUUAGAAAACCUAGAAAAAUCAAUUUCACUCCUCCGCCGUCUGCCGGCCCUACUCCGCCGUGAGGAACACUUGUGUUGUAAUACAGUUAGAGAGAGAGAGGAGAUGGAGCACCAGGACAAUGAAUACGAUGAUGAACAUGAGCACGAGGUUUACGGAGGAGAAAUACCUGAUGAAGAAGGAGAGAUGGAUGCCGAGUAUGACACAUCUGCUGCUGCUGAAUCUGAGGAUGACCCUAAUGCUAAGGAGUUAGAGAAUAUGAAGAAGAGAUUGAAGGAGAUUGAGGAUGAAGCAGGUGCUCUUCGCGAAAUGCAGGCUAAGGUCGAGAAGGAAAUGGGCUCUGCUCAAGAUCCAACUGCUUCUGCUAGUCAGGCUGAAAAGGAGGAGGUGGAUGCACGAUCCAUAUAUGUCGGUAAUGUAGAUUAUGCUUGCACACCUGAGGAAGUGCAGCAGCAUUUCCAGUCGUGUGGCACUGUUAACAGGGUAACUAUCCUGACCGACAAGUUUGGCCAGCCGAAAGGUUAUGCCUAUGUCGAAUUCGUUGAAAUGGAGGCUGUUCAAAAUGCACUUCUAUUAAACGAAUCAGAGCUUCAUGGGCGGCAGUUGAAGGUAUCUGCCAAGCGGACAAAUGUUCCUGGUAUGAAGCAAUUUCGAGGAAGGCGAUUUAAUCCUUAUGCAGGAUACCGCCCUCGACGUGCGUUCGUGCCUGGUGCUCCAGUCUUUCCACCUUUUGGAAGGGUUCCAAGGUUCAGACGCCCCAUCCGCUACAGACCAUACUAGUGGAUUUUAAGCUGGAUUGCUGGCCUUCCUGAGAGAAGCAUGGGCUCGCUUUGUGAAAGAGGCAUCUCCUUGUUUUACUCUCUUUGGUUUCCUUUGGGAGGGCAAAGGAUGUUAUAAUUCAAAUUUCUUGUACCAUUUAAGUCAUGAGCUGACAUAAAUUUCAGCUCUGUGAAUGAUAUUUUAGGUCUGUGGGGAUAGAGAAGUUUUUUCUGUUGCUGGCUUGCUCAGGUGCUUGCAUUUUGGGCAGCAAAAGGAAAAGACAAACAAAAUAGAUAUUUGGUGUAGAUGGUUAUAUUCUCUUUGAAUUAUGUCCUCUGAUUUUACUGGGGAAAGAAAAGGUGUGUUUUUAGUUUGA